Neolamprologus brichardi is the source of this 8173-nucleotide messenger RNA. Lineage: Eukaryota; Metazoa; Chordata; Actinopteri; Cichliformes; Cichlidae. The record is from RefSeq and is a predicted model, not a curated record.
CUUUCAGUUUCCCAGCUUGGCAGGAAAAGAUCUGAUCCGGACUUUUGGUGUUUCCUCUGGUCUGGUUGAGUGUGCUGGAACCCCCCCUCCAGUUCCACCCACCGCUAAGCAACACAAACACACCACCAGUCCUCAUUUUCCGGAUCUGCUCUUUGUUAACAGAGCCUUUUCCCUCCUCUGCUUUUAUUCCAGGAGAGGGAGAGAGUGAGUGAGCGAGAAAAAAAGAGAGGGAGAGAGGGUGAGUUUAUCUUCUCCUUUUAAAGGAUUCGUUUCUGACUGAAUCUGGAUCUGGUUUGUUUUCCUUGCUCGGGGCUGCCGCCACCACUGCAGGAACAGAGCUGGUGCCCCUACUGAUGUAUUUAAAAACGGUUUAAACGUCAGGAACGGUUCAAGGUUUUAUCCACCAACCACCACCCGGCCUGUCAGUCAUUUUUUUCGCCACUGCAGUUUUCAAGUUGGAGCUCUGCUGGGAAAUGGACAAACCCCUCUAAACUAAAGACGCUUCCCAACCGUUCCGACUCAGCCACAGGACGUGAUUUGGACGAAGAUCCACGGAGUGAAGGGCUUUGUGUUUGCUGGUGAAAAGAAUCAGCUGUGGAGGAAACCAGCGAAGGACAAACAGAGUAAAACCAGCAGAACAUGUUUACUCCACUGUUUCCAUAGUUACUGAGAAGAGCAUGCACGUCCAGAGAAGGCUUUAACGUCACAGUUUGUCUCCUCCGGCUGCCAUCUAAAAGAACUACACUACCCACAAUUCCUGUGACUAAUAACAUAGCCAACGUUUCGAUCACUACAAACAAAGACAGUCAGAAGAACGACACUGCUGUAAAGAGGACCACCAUGGCAAACAACCCUGCAGACCACCCUCCGGGGAAUUCGGUUGCUGAGGGCAACCAUGAAGGGGACUUUGGGGUGGCCAUGGUGGACUUGAGGACCCUGAUGGAGCUGCGGAGCACUGAGGCCGUCAACAAGAUACGGGACACUUACGGAGAUGUGCAGGGCAUCUGCCGCCGCCUGAAAACAUCCCCUAUAGAAGGUCUGUCUGGUAACCCUGUCGAUUUGGAAAAACGUCACACGGCAUAUGGACAGAACUUUAUCCCCCCAAAGAAGCCCAAGACAUUCCUGCAGCUGGUGUGGGAAGCUCUGCAGGACGUCACGCUUAUCAUUCUGGAAAUCGCUGCAAUCAUCUCACUGGGCCUGUCUUUCUACCAUCCACCUGGCGGUGACAGUGAAGCAUGCGGCGCAUCUUCGGGUGGCGUAGAGGACGAGGGCGAGGCCCAGGCUGGCUGGAUCGAAGGUGCUGCCAUCUUGUUCUCAGUCAUCAUUGUGGUCCUGGUGACGGCCUUCAACGAUUGGUCCAAGGAGAAGCAGUUCCGCGGGCUGCAGAGUCGCAUCGAGCAAGAACAAAAGUUCACGGUCAUCCGCAAAGGUCAGGUCAUCCAGAUCCCUGUGGCCGAGAUUGUGGUUGGAGACAUCGCUCAGAUCAAAUACGGAGACCUGCUGCCUGCUGAUGGUAUCCUGAUCCAAGGCAACGACCUGAAGAUUGACGAGAGCUCUCUGACAGGAGAAUCUGAUCAGGUUCGCAAGUCUAUGGAGAAAGACCCCAUGCUGCUGUCCGGGACCCACGUGAUGGAGGGAUCAGGCAGGAUGGUGGUGUCAGCUGUCGGCCUCAACUCUCAAACAGGCAUCAUCUUUACUCUGCUGGGCGCCAGCGAGAACGACGAAGAGAAGAAGGUCAAGAAAAGUAAAAAACAAGGACCCCCCGAAAAUCGCAACAAAGCCAAGACCCAGGAUGGCAUUGCUCUGGAGAUACAGCCUUUGAAGAGUGAAGAGGCCGCUGAGUCUGAGGAGAAGGAAGAGGUCAAACCAGUGAAAAAGGUCAAUGUUACCAAGAAGGAGAAGUCUGUGCUUCAGGGAAAACUGACCAGACUAGCUGUGCAGAUUGGGAAGGCUGGUCUGAUCAUGUCGGCGGUGACAGUUAUCAUCCUCAUCCUCUACUUUGUGAUCGACACCUUUGGGGUCCAGGGUCGGCAGUGGUUAGCUGAGUGCACCCCCAUUUACAUUCAGUAUUUUGUCAAGUUCUUUAUUAUCGGUGUGACAGUUCUGGUCGUCGCUGUCCCUGAGGGGCUGCCGCUUGCUGUCACCAUCUCUCUGGCCUACUCUGUCAAGAAAAUGAUGAAAGACAACAACCUGGUGCGUCACCUGGACGCCUGUGAAACCAUGGGCAACGCCACGGCUAUCUGCUCCGACAAGACGGGUACUUUGACUAUGAAUCGGAUGACAGUGGUGCAGGCAUACAUCGGCGAUACGCACUACAAGACUGUCCCAGAACCAGAUGCUAUCAAGCCGGAGACUUUAGAAACGAUGGUCAACAGCAUCUCUAUCAACUCAGCGUACACUACCAAGAUCCUGCCCCCGGAGAAAGAAGGCGGCUUACCUCGCCAUGUGGGUAACAAGACUGAAUGUGCUCUGCUGGGCCUGGUGCUGGAGCUAAAGAGGGACUACCAGCCAAUCAGAGAUGAAGUCCCCGAAGAGAAACUCUACAAGGUUUACACCUUUAACUCCUCCCGCAAAUCCAUGAGCACGGUGCUAAAGAACGCUGACGGAGGCUUCCGGAUGUACAGCAAAGGAGCAUCAGAGAUCGUCCUGAGGAAAUGCUCUCGUAUCUUGGACGCCCAGGGCCAGCCUCGUGUCUUCAAGCCCAAGGACCGUGACGAGAUGGUGCGAAAGGUGAUUGAGCCGAUGGCGUGCGACGGGCUGAGGACCAUCUGUGUGGCCUACAGGGAUUUUCCUGCUGAGGCUGGAGAGCCAGACUGGGACGCUGAGAAUGACAUCCUCAACGAACUGACCUGCAUCGCCGUGGUGGGGAUCGAAGAUCCCGUCAGACCUGAGGUACCCGAGGCUAUUGCUAAGUGCCAGCGCGCAGGCAUCACCGUGCGCAUGGUUACCGGAGACAACAUCAACACUGCUCGUGCCAUUGCGACUAAGUGUGGCAUCCUGCUGCCUGGGGAGGACUUCCUGUGUCUGGAGGGCAAAGAGUUCAACCAACAAAUAAGAAAUGACAAGGGAGAGGUGGAACAAGAGCGUCUGGACAAAGUUUGGCCCAAGCUGCGUGUUCUGGCUCGAUCAUCACCCACAGACAAACACACUCUGGUCAAAGGCAUCAUCGACAGCACAGUGGGCGAAACCCGACAGGUGGUUGCAGUGACAGGAGACGGUACCAACGACGGCCCCGCCCUCAAGAAAGCUGAUGUUGGCUUUGCUAUGGGAAUCGCCGGCACAGAUGUGGCCAAAGAGGCAUCUGACAUCAUCCUGACUGACGACAACUUCACCAGUAUUGUCAAGGCCGUCAUGUGGGGGAGGAACGUCUACGACAGCAUCUCCAAGUUCCUGCAGUUCCAGCUGACCGUCAAUGUGGUGGCCGUGAUUGUGGCGUUCACAGGCGCCUGCAUCACACAGGAUUCUCCCCUGAAAGCUGUCCAGAUGCUCUGGGUCAACCUCAUCAUGGACACUCUGGCAUCUCUCGCUCUUGCCACGGAGCCGCCCACUGAGUCUCUGCUGCUACGUAAACCCUACGGUCGGGACAAGCCCCUCAUCUCCAGGACCAUGAUGAAGAACAUACUUGGCCAUGCUGUGUACCAGCUCGUCAUCAUCUUUACCCUGCUCUUCGCUGGUGAGAACUUUUUCGACAUCGACAGUGGGCGAAACACUCCCUUGCACUCCCCACCGUCAGAGCACUACACCAUCGUGUUCAAUGUGUUCGUCAUGAUGCAGCUCUUCAACGAAAUCAAUGCCAGGAAGAUCCACGGAGAGAGGAACGUGUUCGAAGGUGUCUACAGGAACCCUAUCUUCUGCAGCGUUGUACUGGGGACCUUCGCUCUGCAGAUCGUCAUUGUUCAGUUCGGAGGAAAGCCGUUCUCCUGCACAGCUCUGACCAUCGACCAGUGGCUGUGGUGCGUUUUCAUCGGCGUGGGAGAGCUGCUGUGGGGACAGCUGAUCUCGGCCAUCCCCACACACCACUUGAAGUUCCUGAAGGAGGCCGGUCACGGUAUCACAAAGGAGGAGAUUCCCGAGGAGGAGCUGAACGAAGGCACGGAUGAGAUCGACCACGCCGAGAUGGAGCUGAGGAGAGGCCAGAUUCUCUGGUUCAGAGGUCUGAACCGCAUCCAGACACAGAUGGAUGUGGUCUAUACCUUCCAGACGAGCCAGGCGGCGGUGCCCGGUGCCCUGCGCCGCCAGCCGUCCGUCGUCAGCCAGCACAAUGACAUUAAGGUGGUGAAUGCGUUCCGUAGCUCCCUGUACGCGGGGCUGGAGAGCCCAGAGUCCCGUAGCUCCAUCCACAGCUUCAUGGCCCAUCCUGAGUUUGUGCCCCUGUCCGAGGAGGAGGAGGCUCGCAUCCCCACCAUUAAGGAGACUGGAGACGAAAUCGACCCCCUCCCCACCUCCUCAUCAUUGAUCCGGGGAGGAGAAGACUUGCCCACCACCUUCCCCCUCAACCUCGAUUAAUCCAUCUGAGUUCCUCCUCUCUCCUCUUCAUCAGCAUCAUCUGUCACCCCACCAACCGAACUGUCACACCGAGGAAGGGAGUCAUGACUCAUUCUGCACACACACAUGCUUCACAUCGUCUCCACCCCCCCUCGGUCAUUCCUGCCACAUUGUGUUUUUCAUACUGACUGUGGCGUCGUUCUGCCUGUAAGUCUGAUAGAGUCUCCACAGUGGAAGGCCUCUUCUAGUCCAUUCAUGUUUUUUUUUUUUCUUCCUUUUUUUUUUUUUAACUUGACAUUCUUUUUGAAAAGCUUUUAAACUUUAUUGGAUUCGAUCCUUGCAGGACUCGCAGCAGCAGCAUGUUGUGUUCUGUACUCGCUUCAUUCCUGCGUUCUCAAACGGCACCGAACUUUUCAAAGAGUGCAGUGAAUCAGAUGUACAUACGCUUCCGCUCUUCUACACAGCUAUAAGCCGGGUUUGUUGAUCAGAAGAUUUUUAGGCAAAUGCAAAAAUGUAACCUUAUUAUUAUUAUUGUUGUUUUUUGUUUUGUUUAGUUUUUUGUUUUUUUUGUUUUUUAGACCUUGAUCUUGAUUUCUUUUUGAAACCUUCUAACGAAUGUCAAUCGAUGGUUGAUUCAGACUCCUGAGAAUGUCUUGUGAGUGUGACACUACACCUUUCAAGGUUAAAAUAAUGUUUUUCCCUUUAUCGUGUCUGUAUGUGUUGCUUUUUUUUUUUUUUUAGCUGCUGUGUUGCAUGUGGAAGGACAGAAUGUUUACUACCCAAAAAUACUGAAGACGGCAGCGUCUGGAGGGGGCUCGCUUUCUGCUCAGUGGGGGUUCUGACCUCAUCUCAUCCAGUCAGGGUUCUGGUUCUCUCUGCCCCUCCCCCAGUUUGUCCCCUGUGAGGAUAGGAAACGGGAGUGUGGUUCAUGUUUUCCGUCUCUAGUAGGAUGCAUGUUUUUGUUUAGUUCGUGUUGAGUCGCAUGAUAACGUACAGUAGGAAUGAAUAUUCGGGAUUCUGUUUCAACUUUGUGCGUCUGCAGCAGCGUCUGUUCAGAGCUCCAUGAGCUUCCUGUCUGUAGGACUGAACCUCCUGUUACCACGGCAGCCUCAUCGAUAUUCUGGCAGGGGAAACCAUCAGGGUGUUUAACACAAUCGAUACCCUGGCGUCCGCGUGUGUUUCACAGUAGGCGAGUGCAAUAAAACUUUCGGUAUCGAGGUAAUGCGAAGUCACAAAGCCCUGAAAUCCAAUGUCUGUCUCGGUGUUGUCACAACACAGGUAUCGCUGGUAAGAUGAGGUCGCUACACACACGGAAAGCCCCGAGGGCCAACGACAACAAACAAAAGCUGCAGCCUGUUUUUUCCACUGCUCGACCCCCACCGUGUCGCUCGCUCGCCACGUGGCUGCGACCGGCCCACUCCAAUCUCAUGUCGGCAGCUGUGCACAGAGAUGCUUUCAGCUAGGAGAGGUUGAAUACAAUCAAAAUAGUAAUACUUGGAUAGAGACAGACUAAAACACAUGCAUUCUCAUCUCUGGUCUUGUAAUACUCGCCCCUGGACACCAAGCUUAAGUCGGUGCUCUUCCUCUGAGAGGAAUCACGGUUGUCCUCUCGAUACACCGGGCACAGGGACGUGACCCUUUCCUGACCAAAUUUAUGUCACUCCCAAGCAGAUGUUUGCACACCGAUAGGUGUGAAAACUGUAACACUCGUUUGUGUCUCCUCACUCUACACUCCGACAGGCUCGUAUUAGACAAAACCCGCCCACCCUGGGUUCAUCAGCAAGUUAAAAUUGAUCACAACUAACUUCCCUGCUGUGCAGAUGUAUAAUUUGGGCUUCUUAGGGUAUUUGCUUAAAGAGUAAACAUUUCCUUCAGAGGAUGAAGGAAUAUUAACCUUUUAGUUUGUGCAAGGAAAAGUUUAGGUAAAGCAUUUCAGAUCUUAUUUAGUCUUCUACCCAUUUCUUAAAGAUCGUCUCUGUCAGAGGUCAGGUUGUACUCUUAGUGCUUCAUGUCUGGAUCCAUGAAUGUCAAUCAAUCAAUCAAUCAAGGCUUUAUUCGCCACGUGCAGGUUGCCCUGCAGUGAAAUGGGACCCCCCCCCCUCCGACCUUACACACACAACACAGACAUCACAUGGGGAUACAGGUCGAUACAGAAUGUAGGCUUGCCACAAAGUUUAGUUUUGCUAUCAGUGAAUCUGAAGCAUUUUAAGCCUACGGGCAGCUCACAUCUGUUGGUGUCACUCACAUUUUUGCAGUCUGACUGUGGCGCUGGUAAAAGAAGUGAGUUUAAACGCGUGUUAAACAGAAAACGACUGCACCGCUGACAAGUCUGUUUUUGGGGCAAAGACAGGAAGUAAAUGGAGCUUUAAACAGCGUCUGGACCGUCUGCCUGUGUUUAAGACAAAUCUUAGCUCCUUUCUCAGACUUUAUAACUUUAUAACAUAAACUUAAAUCAGCUGUCAGUGACAUCACACAGCCAGGAGCGGAGAAGAUGUUUGAUCUUCACCAUCAACAUCAUUGCUCUCUUCUCUGCUGUGUCUGAUUGGCAGGCAUCAGUGUGGCGGCCAUGCUGAGGUUUACGGGAGACUGAUGAUGUCACCAGUCAGCCCAUAGAUUUAAAUCCACUGUGUUCCCGCUGCCGCUUAGUACUUCCUGCUCGUCUGCAGAUUACUGUCUUAAAAGAAGAAAGACUCAUCCUCCAAUCAGAAGCAGCGGUGCGUCUAAUCCCCUCUUAGUCUGACUAGCAGCCAUCAACCUAUCUCUGAACUAGGACACGUUAUUGAAGUAAUGUGCUACUACUGCCAUAUUUCCAACUUUUGUCAUGACUAGGUUUCCCCACUGAUGAGCUUUUUCUAUGUAACUCAGAGCCAUAUUUUAUAGGUUGUCUGUAUUGAUUUUUUUUUUUUUUAAAUCUCAUUGUUAUCGAGGUUUGCUUUGGACUUUCUCACCCCUCACCCUUUCUAACCCCGUCCCAGCACACACCCUCUCUCCUCCCCUGGCCCUUUUACUUCAAACACGACCAAAAAAGAAACAAAAGAAGAAAAAAAAACAAGGAGAAAAAUCUUCAGUCGUCACUGCCGAACCAAGUUAAAAGGACCUCUACAAUGUUUACAUGAAAAGCGAGUCGGUGGCAGUUCGUCUGCGCUUCUCUCAUCCGACCACUUCCCUUUCACUCCCUUGUUUUCCUGAAUCUUAGAGUUACUAUUUAACUAAAUGGGGAAUCUUUCUUGCAUGGUUUUCAUAUAAAAUUCAAUGUUUUGCUCAUUUUUUACAAUUCUUCUGUAUUUUUAUAUUAAGUACUUUUUAAUAUUUUGGAGAUAUAUGAAUAUAUAUGUAUAGGCUGAAGAGUUUGGUGACAGUACCGUACAUGAAUGAGAUGAACCUACCGUGGACUCUGUCUUUUUACAGCUCUCUAAAUAUUUCUGCCACGUGUGUCGUCUUGGUCACCUGACGUUAGGGCUCAGAAACCUGCAGUGACUUGUUUACUUCCUGUCGCCCAAUCAAUUGGAAUCUGAACAGUCUAGUCCCAUCAGCCCCCUUUUACAUGAGUAUAAUCACUUUACCUGAGAUGUUGUGACACACUACACGUCAAGUGAUUUUUCGCAAUUAUCCAACUCCAUUAGAGUUCAGAAAAUGCAUCAGCUAACUGUAUCAAACAUUAAAUGGGAGUGUAUAAUUAUUUAUCCAA